AUGUUUUGCCAUUUGACGUUCAUAAAUAAUGAAGACAAAUGGCAAUGUGAUGAGAAAGACGGCAUAUCUAUCUAUCUAUCUAUCUAUCUAUCUAUCUAUCUAUCUAUCUCACUCUAUUCAUAUCUAUCUAUCUAUCGAUCUAUCUAUCCCAGUCUUUUGUUAUCUAUCUAUCUCUCUAUCUAUCUAACUAUCUAUCUAUCUAUCCCAGUCUUUUGUUAUCUAUCUAUCUAUCAAUCUAUCUAUCUAUCUAUCCCAGCCUUUUGUUAUCUAUCAAUCUAUCUAUCUGUCUGUUUUUCCCUCUCUAUCUAUCUAUCUAUCCCAGUCUUUUGCUAUCUAUCUAUCUAUCAAUCUAUCUAUCUAUCUAUCGCAGUCUGUCCAUUAUCGAUCUAUCUAUCUACCUAUCUCAGUCUUUUGUUAUCUAUCUAUCUAUCUAUCUAUCUAUCCCAGCCUUUUGUUAUCUAUCAAUCUGUCACUUUUUCCCUAUCUAUCUAUCUAUCUAACUAUCUAUCUAUCUAUCUAUCUAUCUAUCUAUCUAUCCCAGUCUUUUGUUAUCUAUCUAUCUAUCUAUCUAUCUAUCUAUCUAUCUAUCUAUCUGUCUGCCUUUUGUUAUCUAUCUAUCUAUCUAUCUAUCUAUCUAUCUAUCUAUCUAUCUAUCUAUCUUCUAUUUCUACCUUCUUUCUUUUCUUUCCCUCCCUCUCUCCCUCUCUAUCUCCCUUCCCCUCUCACUCAGUACCUAUCUCCCUUCCCCUCUCUCUCACACUCUAUCUCCCGUCUCCUCUCUCUCUCACUCUCUAUCUCCCUUCCCCUCUCUAUCUCAUUCUCUAUCUCCCUUCCCCUCUCACUCACUCCCUCUAUCUCCCUUCCCCUCACUCUCACACUCUCUCCCUUCCCCUCACUCUCACCUCUAUCCCUUCCCUCUCUCUCUCCUCUCUAUCUCCCCCCUCUCUCUCCUCUCUAUCUCCCUUCACCUCUCUCUCAUUCUCUAUCUCCCUUCACCUCUCUCUCUCCUCUCUAUCUCCUUCCCCUCUCAAUCCUCCCUAUCUCCCUUCCCCUCACUCUCACACUCUAUCUCCCUUCCCCUCUCUCUCUCACUCUCUAUCUCCCUUCCCCUCUCUCUCUCUAUCUCCCUUCCCCUCUCUCUCACUCUCUAUCUCCCUUCACCUCUGUCUCAUUCUCUAUCUCUCUUCACCUCACUUUCUCACUCUCUAUCUCCCUUCCCCUCUCUCUAUCCUCUCUAUCUCCCUCCCCUCUCUCUCUCUCCUCUCUCUCCCCUUCCCCUCUCUCCUCUCUAUCUCCCUUUCCCUCCCUCUCUCUCCUCUCUAUCUACCUUCCCCCCUCUCUCUCCUCUCUAUCCCCCCCAAAAAAAAAUUAUUUAAAAAACUUAUUUCAAAAUCCCUUGUGGGUGAUGAAUUAUUCUCCACCCUCCAACCUCUCUCUCUCUCUCUCUCUCUCUCUCUCUCUCUCUCUCUCUCUCUCUCUCACGGGCGGGGUGUGGCAAGCCUUUCGCUGCUCUAUCGCUACUUCCACGAUACCAAAACACGCCUGUUCACAUCUAUCUAUCUAUCUAUCUAUCUAUCUAUCUAUCUAUCUAUCUCAGUCUGUUCAUUAUCUAUCUAUCUAGCUAGCUAUCUGUCUGUUCAUUAUCUAUCUAUCUAUCUAUCUCAGUCUCUUCAUUAUCAAUCUAUCUAUCUCAGUCACUUCAUUAUCUAUCUAUCUAUCUAUCUAUCUAUCUAUCUAUCUAUCUAUCUAUCUAUCUCAGUCUCUUCAUUAUCUACCUAUCUAUCUUCUAUCUAUCUCAGUCUCUUCAUUAUCGAUCUAUCUAUCUAUCUAUCUAUCUAUCUAUCUAUCUAUCUCAGUCUGUUCAUUAUCUAUCUAUCUAUCUAUCUAUCUAUCUAUCUAUCUAUAUCAGUCUGUUUAUUAUCUAUCUAUCUAUCUAUCUCAGUCUGUUCAUUAUCUAUCUAUCUAUAUAUAUAUAUAUAUAUAUCUCAGUCUGUUCAUUAUCUAUCUAUCUAUCUAUCUAUCUAUCUAUCUAUAUCAGUCUGUUUAUUAUCUAUCUAUCUAUCUAUCUCAGUCUGUUCAUUAUCUAUCUAUCUAUAUAUAUAUAUCUAUCUCACUCAUUAUCUAUCUAUCUAUCUAUCUAUCUAUCUAUCUAUCUAUCUAUCUCAGUCUGUUCAUUAUCUAUCUAUCUAUCUAUCUAUCUAUCUAUAUCAGUCUGUUUAUUAUCUAUCUAUCUAUCUAUCUCAGUCUGUUCAUUAUCUAUCUAUCUAUCUAUAUAUAUAUAUCUAUCUCAGUCUGUUCAUUAUCUAUCUAUCUAUCUAUCUAUCUAUCUAUCUAUCUAUCUAUCUAUAUCAGUCUGUUUAUUAUCUAUCUAUCUAUCUAUCUCAGUCUGUUCAUUAUCUAUCUAUCUAUAUAUAUAUAUCUAUCUCAUCAGCUCAUUAUCUAUCUAUCUAUCUAUCUAUCUAUCUAUCUAUCUAUCUAUCUAUCUAUCUAUCUCCAUAUCAAGCCUAA
This is a messenger RNA of Acanthosepion pharaonis, 2508 nucleotides long. NCBI's taxonomy places the organism in Eukaryota, Metazoa, Mollusca, Cephalopoda, Sepiida, Sepiidae. The record is from the annotation of a GenBank genome assembly.